AUGGUUCAUUUACACUACACAAAGAAUUACGAGGAAUUUAAUAUUCUUAUGAAAAACCUAGAUGAAAAUAAACAGCAAACGUUUAUCGUGUUCACUGGUACACCGAACGAGAGUGGAGAGAGUUGGUGUUCGGAUUGCGUUAAAGGUAAAUAUUGCAAUUAUCAAUACACAAAGAAUUAACAAGCACAAUUAACUCAGCAAUAGGCUGAGCAGAUAUUGUGAUUAAUUUUUUUUUUCAGCUGAUCCCAUCAUCAAAAAACAAAUUGAACUCAAUGAAGAACGUUUAAAAGAAUCAAAUUUGGUGUACGCUCAAGUCGGAAAACGAGAAGAGUAAGUAGAGAUAAACAGUUUCCUUUUAGUUUUAUGUAAAUAUUAAAUUUAUGAAUGUAUGGUCCAAAGUGUUGGUAGUAAACAAAAAUAAAACAAAUAAUGAAUGUAGCGGAGACAGGAAUGAUUAGGUGAAUAAGUGGAGUGACGAGAAAAGAUAGGUUGAGAAAUGAGUACAAAGCACUAAUAUAGGUUUGUCUUCAAUUGUGGACAAAAUGAGAGAAACUAAACAAGAUAGUUUGUAGAUGAUUAGGGCAGAUGAUUAGAUGCAAUUGAGAAUAUGAGGAUGGUCAGUGCAUGUGAGGUUGAUGUGGGAGAUCGUGUUAAGUAGAAGUUUUGGAUGAGGAUGGCCAACCUCAAAUAGUUUGGUUGAAGGUGAAGAAAAAAAAUAUUAAAUUCACAAUUUAUUGUAGGUUGUUAAUUGAAUUGAGAACUAUGUGAUAUAUUGUUUAUUUUUAAAAUUGUAAAAAAGCAAAAAAAAAAAAAUAAAAUGAAAAAUCCACGGUGACAAAUGACAAAUUAUUAUAAAAUUUUUAAAUAUAUUUGGUUAUACUGUAUAAAUACAUACAUGUUACCCGUUUUUACAUUUUAACCCCCAAAACAUAAUUUAUAAUUGUUAUUAUUUUUAUUGUACAUACAUAAAAUGAUACUAUAACUGGAAUUUGAAAAAGACAAAUACUAACACUUUAGAUAUCUUAGCGAAACUGAAACCAAUUAUUUCAAAACUGUUCAAAGCCGUACUAUAUUUUUAAGUGGUUAAAAUUUUCAUAUAACUAAAUGUUUUUAAUGAAAUAAAAUUGAAUAACAGUUUAGUGAAAUAAAAAUAAAGGAAAUUCAAAUUCUUAAAAAAGACAGAGGCGGUUAAAACAUUUGUUGAAUUGUUAAUACUAAUCAAUAAAAACCUUGCUAAUAACAUAAUUAGAUGGGAGUGUAUGAAAAAUAUAUGAACAAAUGUAAAGAUAGUAAAUUAGACAAUUUAAUUUGGUUUUUUUUUUUUAGUUGAUUUUUUCCUAUAGGUAUUCCCUUUUAAUAUAUUUUUCCCUAAACUCAACUGUUAAUGAUAAAACAUUAAAAUAACAAAAUAGGUAGAAAUAUUAAACAUUGACUAAUAAAUGUUAUGUGUUUUUACUUACAGGUGGAAGAAUAACAAUGAAAAUCCGUUUAGACUGGACAAAAAAAUACGACUACAAUUUUUACCUACGCUGCUUAGAUGGGGAACAUUACACAAACUUCAAGUAGAAGAAUGUUUGAAACCCGAUUUACUUAAUAUGCUCUUAGAAGAUACAGAUCAAUGA
Cinara cedri is the source of this 1622-nucleotide messenger RNA. The record is from the annotation of a GenBank genome assembly. Lineage: Eukaryota; Metazoa; Arthropoda; Insecta; Hemiptera; Aphididae.